AUGGCGGACGUUGCGCAGCCAGUUCCUGCUGAACCGCAGGCAAAGCAUAUUGUAUAUUGUGGAGUCUGCACACUGCCCCCAGAGUACUGUGAAUUCGGUGGAACGGCGAAGAAAUGUGAAGAUUGGUUAAAGGACAGUCAUCCGGAUAUGUAUCAGCAGUUAUAUUCGGAAGAGGCCCUCAGUACCAAUCUUUCUACACUUUCGGUAUCGGCUCGUGAGCGUGCAGCUAAGGAUGCGGCUAAGAAGGAGGCGAAAGCGGCGGCUGCAGAAGCCCGCGAUGCUGAGCGGAAGGCGGCUUCCAAAGUACAGAUCAAACGGGUCGAGCGCAACAAGCGUAAACAUGUUACCGUCGUCACAGGCUUGGAUAUAUACGGGCUGGAGAAUAAGAAGGUGGCGAAGGACCUCGGAAAGAAGUUCGCGACCGGUUCUUCUAUGACUAGGUCCGCUGGUGGCACUGAGGAAAUUACGGUGCAGGGUGAUGUGAGCGAGGAGAUUAAGGAGUGGCUGUUGGAGGUAUAUGGAAAGGAGAUCCCAGAGGCCAACAUCGAGCUCAUCGAGGACAAGAAGAAGAAGAAAGCGGCAGAGCAAUGA
This is a messenger RNA of Aspergillus ibericus CBS 121593, 591 nucleotides long. RefSeq names its product putative RNA binding protein Tma22 (gene tma22). The transcript has 4 exons. The record is from RefSeq and is a predicted model, not a curated record. Gene Ontology annotation, molecular function: translation initiation factor activity; mRNA binding. The coding region runs from base 1 to 591 and encodes 196 amino acids. NCBI's taxonomy places the organism in Eukaryota, Fungi, Ascomycota, Eurotiomycetes, Eurotiales, Aspergillaceae. Gene Ontology annotation, biological process: translation reinitiation; formation of translation preinitiation complex.